AUGUUCCGUUCGCUCGGUCGUCUAGCUAAUCGAUCUGGAACCGUUCAAACUGCGAUUCGAUCCUUUGCCGCCGAGGCUGCGCCCGCCGAUGUAAAGGUACCGACGGCGGUGUUCGGCGUGGCGGGCAAGUACGCGGCGGCGCUGUACGUGUCGGCGGUGCGCGGCGGGAAGGUGGACGCGGUGGAGCGCGAGAUGCGCGAGCUCGCGGCCGUCACGGGCGCCAACCCCACCUUCGCAUCGUUCCUGCGCGACCCGUCCGUGUCGCGCGAGGUGCGCGUGAAGGCCGUGGAGGACAUCUUCUCGCAGGCCAAGUACUCGCCCCUCACCAAAAACUUCCUCGCUGUGCUGGCGGAGGCGGGGCGGCUGUCGUAUCUGCCCAAGAUAGCAUCCACCUACGAGGACAUCCUCAUGGCCCACCGCGGCCAGGUCAAGGCCACCGUCACCACUGCCCUCGAGCUGACCCCAGCGGAGCUGGCGGAGGUGAGGGAGGCGCUGACAGGCAUGCUGCAGGCGGGGCAGACGCUGCAGCUGCAGCAGCGGGUGGAUCGCAGCAUCAUUGGCGGCGUGCUGGUGGACAUCGGUGACAAGCACAUUGACCUCUCCAUCCGCUCCAAGAUCCGCCGCAUGGAGAAGGCCCUCCUCGAGUCCCUCUAG
Closterium sp. Naga37s-1 is the source of this 654-nucleotide messenger RNA. The record is from the annotation of a GenBank genome assembly. NCBI's taxonomy places the organism in Eukaryota, Viridiplantae, Streptophyta, Zygnematophyceae, Desmidiales, Closteriaceae.